Molecule: messenger RNA, 523 nt
Organism: Rotaria sp. Silwood2
Lineage: Eukaryota; Metazoa; Rotifera; Eurotatoria; Philodinida; Philodinidae
Source: the annotation of a GenBank genome assembly
AAAUCGUCUUUUAGAGCAUAUUUUAAUAUUUCAUUUUCGAGGUUUCCAUCCACAAGCACGCUAUUUUGAUAUUCAACGAAAAGAACCCGGAGAAAAUCGUUAUAUUGGUUUUCAUCAAACUGAUCCGAGUUCAGCUAUACAAAUUGCCCACUCGGACUUUAGAAUUAGCACAAAUUAUGAAAGUACAAUGAUAGGGCAUGGUGUCUAUUUUGCUCGAUCAAUGGAAGGAACCGAAAGAAAAGCUAAUCGUCAUGGUGCUUAUAUAUGUGCUGAAAUUGACAUGGGUGAAGUACUGAAAUUGGACCCAGAACAGAGAAAUUUGUAUCGCGGUAAAAAUGAUUGGUGGGAUACGCAUGAUACAGCCUACUUCUGUCAUACCGAUCAACGUUUAGAUGAAUUUUGUGUUAAAAGUCGAAGUCAAAUAUUGAACUGGAUCAUAGUGAUUGAAAAAGAAUUUGAUACAAAAGUUGAAACCUAUGGUCUCGAUAAAGAAUUUAAUGAUACAAGUUGUUGGUGCAUCUAG